Molecule: messenger RNA, 702 nt
Organism: Dipodomys ordii (Ord's kangaroo rat)
Lineage: Eukaryota; Metazoa; Chordata; Mammalia; Rodentia; Heteromyidae
Gene: Npc2
Product: Niemann-Pick disease, type C2
Exons: 3
Coding region: 1-471 (156 amino acids)
Biological process (GO): intracellular cholesterol transport; cholesterol efflux
Molecular function (GO): cholesterol binding
Source: RefSeq, a predicted model, not a curated record
AUGAUGACAUCAGGCCUGGGCACUGCAGCCAAGCUCCAUCAGCUUUGCGUGCUUUCACCUCUGGCUGUGAGCUUCCUCACUGCCUCCAUGCCCUUGCUUGGCUCAGACACCACCAAAUGCUUUAAUGCUUCAGCCACUGGCCACGAGGCCCAGCCCACCACCUGUCCUGGCCUUACUUAUGCAGAUAUUUCAUUCUUUAUUUUCUUCUUAGAUACUCAGUCUAAAAACAGCACAGCCUUGGUGCGUGGCAUCCUGUUUGGUGUCCCUGUCCCCUUUCCCAUUCCUGAGCCUGAUGGUUGUAAGAGUGGAAUCAGCUGCCCCAUCCAGAAAGACAAGACAUACAGCUACCUGAAUAAACUGCCAGUGAAGAAUGAAUACCCCUCGGUAAAACUGGUGGUGGAGUGGCUACUUCAGGAUGAAAAAAACAGAAAUUUCUUCUGCUGGAAAAUCCCAAUAGAGAUCAAAAAAUAGAGAUAUAUGAAGGCUAUAUGUCUGUGUAGGGGUAAGAGGACCUGAAGGGAGGAGAAAUCAGACCUGCUGAACGAGUGCCAUGGGAUAAAAGGAAUCUUGAGACUUCUGUUUUAUGUCUCUCAACUUCCAAAAGUAUCUUAGACUCUUUAUCGUGAGAGCUCAGAAUUGUUGUUUUUAUAAGGCUCUUUUAAAAGGGUAAAGGAAGAAGAAAGAAUGAGACUAUGGAAUUGG